Molecule: messenger RNA, 4080 nt
Organism: Lodderomyces theae
Lineage: Eukaryota; Fungi; Ascomycota; Pichiomycetes; Serinales; Debaryomycetaceae
Exons: 1
Coding region: 1-4080 (1359 amino acids)
Biological process (GO): regulation of transcription by RNA polymerase II; negative regulation of DNA-templated transcription
Cellular component (GO): transcription regulator complex; histone deacetylase complex
Molecular function (GO): protein binding; transcription corepressor activity
Source: RefSeq, a predicted model, not a curated record
AUGGCUCAUGAAGCAAACAGAAGGAUUCAACACCAACAACAGCACAUUUCAUCUCAAUUUCCAAUAGCUAUGCCUGGCUUACAAGAACAGCAUCAAUUUAUUCUGUCUAAUGGUCACAACAACAACAAUAACAACGUCCAUGGACAUGGACAUGUAAAUAAUAUUGAUAAUCAGCCUACUUCUUCGUCACCAACAACACCACAACAUUUGCGUUACAGUUCAAACACAAGCAACGUUCGAACAAGCAUGCGCAAGGCGGCUUUCAAUAAUAUGAGAACACCAACCCCAUCUGCUUACGAUAUUCCAUCCAGUCCUCAAGUGAAUCACAAGUCCACUGUUAAUGCCGCUAAUCAUUUGGCACAUCAAAACCAUUCCGAUCUGUCUGAUAGUAACCCUGUUUUGGACCAGGUUACUGCGCAUGAUAUCGAAACUAGUACAAACCCCCGUCCACAAACACUAAGGCAGAAGUUGGCACAACAACCUUUGAGUAGUAAUCAAGCGUCUGAAACUCAAGAUAUGAAGUAUUUGGGACAGCAACAACAGCAGCAGCAACAAUCACCAAGGCGCCAACCGCAACCGCAACAACAGCAACAGCAACAGCAACAACAGCAACAGCAACAGCAACAACAGCAACAGCAACAGCAACAACAGCAGCAGCAGCAGCAAAGAGCAAUGUCAGACGAGGAACAACAAUUGGCAACAAAGUUAAAAGAGACUUACAAAAACAUUGUCAACUACGAGGAAGUGGUGCAGAAAAAUUGCAUUGAAAUCACCAUCAAAAUUAAUCAACUCACAGCUAGCACAAACCCCAGCAUGGUUUAUGGGAACCAGCUUGCAAACCAGAAUCUUUCCAGCUCAUUAAACUCCAACUCAUCGCUCAAUUUCAACCCCACUCGAACUUCUGAAUUGCUGAAUGACCUUUGGACAGUUUACCACCACAACAUGACAUUAUUGGACAAUUAUUAUGACUUUUUGGUGACAUCCCUAAAACCUUCUUCUAAUCAAACCCAAUUCAAAACUGGCAAAAACAUUGUUGAGUUGUACAAGAUUCCUAGAAGAAUGUGGGUGUAUGGAAUUGUUGGAUUCUUGGAAGUUUUAAAGAAUAUAAUGGGCAUUUUUCAAGAUCAUGAAAUAUGUGCAUGCUUUAUCUCGCAUUGCUUCAAUAUAAUAUCAAACUUGACUGACCCUAUUUUGGAGAUGGAAGGAUGGUGGGCAGAGAAAUUGGGCGAUUUGUCAAGAAUGGCCAUAGCUUUGUAUUCAUCCAAAUUCAUUGAUUGGAAGAUUAGUGCAGAGUAUUGGUAUGCUAUUUCAAUGAAGACACUUUAUGGCCAUGGGAAAAUUCAUUAUCACAUGUGCACUGUACAACAAGAUAACUUGGAUGCGUUGGUGAAUAUAAGCAAGUCAGUAACAUGUCGUGACCCCUUUGUGCCAACACAGCACUAUUUGAGAUUGGUUGUGGAAAACAUUUGCACUCAAAGAAACAUUCUUUCGUUGUUGGAGCUUCCAAUCAUCGACUUUAUCAAGAUACACAAGGUGUUACUAAGCAUAUAUAAUGGACGUAAUAGCGAGGGAACUUCGGUUGAAAAUAUUCAUGACUCGCAAUUGCAGUAUGGUAUCGAUUUGGUGACAAGAUAUGGAUUGACGUUUGGUUCUGACUCCAAUGGGUACAACUUUUUCACUAGAGAGAUUUACAGCUCAGGCAGCAUGACAAUUAACGAUCCACAAAGUCAUCAUCCUCUGUACUUCCAAAAGUUGCCACCUCAACAUCCUCUGCAUAUACCUACUCAAAUACCACCUCAGGCACCACUUCAAACGGCACCAUCAGCUACAAAUACUUUGGAAAAGAUGAAUUUUUGGUUCAAUAAAGGAUCACUUUUUGCAAUUUCAAAUAUCAAUCAUUUGAUUGGAUUUGGCGAUGCAAAAAACCCAUUUGCUAAACUUUUUGAAUUACCAGAAGCCUUGAAGGAAAGAAAAGACAAGAAGGAUAGAAAGAGGAAAUCUAGAAGUGUAUCUCAAUCCGAAGAAAUGAUGCCAACUAAUUCGGACAGCGGAAAUAAUACUGCCAAUACCAGUAGUGCACCAAGUGCCGGUCUCAGUGGUGGUGGUGGUGGUGGUGUUGAUGGACAGUCGGUGGUUGCUGCACACUUGCACAACUAUGAUUGGUUCUACAGCUUGGAGUUUAUCAACAAGUCGGUGUUGGAAUUGUCAAUGAGAAUAUUGAAUCACUACCUUGUCGGACCAAAGCAAGCAUCAACGGGACACGUUAUUGUUUGGUUAUAUUUUUUGAUAUGUGUUGGGGAAGGAGUUAAAAAAUAUCCAGUUUCACAACCCAUGUUUAACUGGUUGUUCAAAAACUUAUUCCCGUGGGAAUCAUUCAUCAAUUAUUUGAACUCAUUGUUGAUGUUUGUGAAAAACAGUCCCAAGUUGUGCUCGUUGUACACUCAGUAUUUGCAAGUGCCAUAUAUUGCAUGGUUUUGUGAAAAUGAGUUUCUUCCCGAGGUUUGGAAAUGUUGGGGAACAUUGUGGUUUGACUUUAUUUGUGAAAAAGGUGAUUACGUUGACGUUGAGGAAGCCGGGAUCAAGAAUAACAACUUGUUUGAUUUGCCAGUUAGUGGAACUUUCCCUGUAUUGAACAUGCCAAGUGAUUCAUUUGAUCAGAAAUCUAGAAAUCAAAUGGCGAAUGAUAAUGAUGAGCGGAUAGUUCGUAUUAUAUUAUUGGCAAGAACAUUGGCGGAUGAAUACAGCUUUGGUUUGGUUAGAACAAGCACCGAUUUCAAGUUUGAUGAACAUGUAUAUAAUAACCCCACAACUGAUCCUUUUGCUGAGCAGUUUAUCAAUGAUGAUCGAUUCACCACCAACAAUUUCUGCCAACCGAUUUCGCCGGAAAACUUGACUAAUGAAACGCAGAAUCUCACCUCUUUACAAAAGGAUGAGAUGUGGUUUAGUGGAUUGGAUAGUCAUCUUUACGAAGAUGAGAAUUUGGAAUUGGAGGAUGAUAUCAUUGAUGAGGAUGAAGAUGAAGAAGGAGAGGUGGAUGAUGAUGAUGAAGAAGACGACGACGACGACGGAGACGACCAUGAAGAUGACAUCAUUGGGGACGAAGAGGAUGUUCGUUAUGACGAUGAACACGAUUUGGAAAAGAAUUAUCAUGGCCUUUCGAAUCAAGGCUUUAAUCAGUCCAGUGGUGGUGGAGAGAUGUUUUACAAUGAUGCAUUCAUUGGCACACAAACGGAUCCAUUGAGUUUGGGUUCUUUGAACAACAAUGAUGAUAUUGAAGGGAAUUUCGGCGAUAAGAUUGAUAGUAAUAUCACGUAUGUGACCUUGGACACCAACAUUUGGCUCAAACAUUGUGGGCGUGUUUUCAAAUGUGUACGAAAUGGGGUUUUGAAAAUCACUAUUCCAUUGAUUGUUUUCCAGGAGUUGCGAGCAUUGCGGAAAUCAGCUGAGGCUACAAUUGCUGAUGUAGCAACGAGGUCGGUGAUUAUCAUUCGAGAACUUUAUCUCACUCGCGAAGUUGUUCCAUUAAGAUUUGAUGGAACUGUUGCUUCUGACAUUAAUGAAACUAUUGAGUUUGAGAAUAAUUCUAAUUGGCGUUCAAAUGUGGACGAAACGAUUUUGCAUGCGGUGAAUGAGCAUGAUGAGAUGGGUAAACGGUUGAUGAAAGGACUCAACAUGAAACUAUCCUCGUACACGAGGUUAUCACCAGAGGUGAAUGACGCGUCGUAUCAGUAUCAUGCAAGUAGUCAGCAACAGCAACAGCAGCAGCAGCAGCAGCAGCAGCAAUCACAACAAGAACGCUACGAAGAAUACACCCCAGAAGAUGAUCGUCAUCACAGCAACAACAUCAACUAUCGCAUGGCAUUUGGAAUUAAGCACCAUCCUAAUCCCUCUUCCUACUUUAACAAAAAGGAGGCUCCCAUCUUGAAUUCUCGAAUGGCCAAGCUAUUCAAGUACUGCAUCUUGAUCACUGAUGAUCGUAACAUGAGAUUACGAGCAAAGACAAUAGGGUUGACCUCGUUUCAGAGUAAAUGGUUGUUUGGCCAAUUAGAAACGGUGUUUGCGGAUAGAUGUAUAGAUUAG